AUGGAUUCCAACCCUCUACCUCAGAGCUCCGAAGCUCUAAAGGAGUCGAUGCUGCGCUGGUCCGGCUUUCUAUCCAGGUGCGAAGCAAAAGGGAUCACCAUCGACGACUUCCGCGCCUUCGUCAAAAUCAUCUACGCGCGUUGCCCUCUCCCCCCCAUAGUCAUUGCCAACCUCUUCCUCAAGCCGCGUCCGCCAAACGAUAUCAGUCCGAACCCGCAAGUUCCCAUCUGGUUCAAGGUCUUGACGACGCUCGGCUACGUCGAUCCGCCAUCCAUCCUCCUCUCGCUGUACAAUUCAUCCUCCCUCCAUGUGCGCCUUCGCCGCCCGCAGGCGGAGGAGACGGCGGAACGGGGCCAUUCCAUGCACUGCUGGAAGAUGUCGUUCUGGAUCGAAGAAUUCCUCUUCUACCACGUCCUCAAGGUGCUCGCCGAGGACGCAUGCUUUCGGGACUCGAGAUCCGUCAUUGUACUUGCCAGGGUCAUGUGCAAGUGGAUGGAUCUGUUCGCCUCCGCAUCUGCCGCCUUCACCGCCGACGUUCUGGAGGAAACCAUAAACUCGGAGGUGCGGGAUGAGAUGUAUGGAACGCGCGAGGCGUUCGUGCUCAUGCUUUUGCGCUUCGUCGAGACCGACGCUGUCGUCAAGGUCCUCGGGAAGCCCGUUGGUAAAGGCGCGCGGAAAGAAUUCUUCCAGAGUUUGUCUCGUUUCAUUCAAACCCUGCCGCCGACCCAGGCGUUCGUCGACCGACUCGAAAUCUUCCGCAGCGAGACGCUUGCUCGGUUCAAUCCGGUCGACAAGAAAGCCAAGGCGGCCACGGACGCGGCGAUGGAUGAGCUGCUGGGGGCCACCGUCGGCCUCGAAAACUUUGUCGUUCCGGAAAUGCCCAUCUCCAACACGCGCGCUGCCCUUUACGUGUACCUAAAUGCGUCGCUUGUAGGGCGGCCACUCAUAGACGACAGUAUCCUUCUCUCAUUUCUACAUAACAAAUAUCAGGGCGAGACGCAAGCGAGCGCAAUCGACCUCGUGCUGGCCUCCUUUGACCUUCUCGCCAACGCUGUCUUUCGCAACGAAGGAAAAAAAGACUCGCUCCUUUUGAAAUCUUUCCUGGUCAAUAAGGUUCCUCUCCUGCUCUGCCAGCUCUGCUCCCCCGAGUUCUCCACCACCUCGUCCGAGUUUUGCAUUACCGAGGCCCUCAACCAGGUCGACACGAGCAUCUUCCCAACAGCGUCGCUCAUGUUUGACGAGUCGCGGAGUAACAACCCGUACACUGAAAGCGUCCGAGAAGAGUUUUGCACCGCCUGCGCCUUGCACGGCCUAGUUCCGCGGGAGCACGUGGAGCGAAUACUGGGCGAGACAUCAAUGUCCUACGAGCCGUCGUUGGAGAAGUAUUCCAAGGACAAGCUGCUGCGAGACUGUCUGUCGGAUCCGGAGAAGAUCCAGGGCCUUGUCAAGGGCCUCGACAAGAUGGACGGCAACGUCGGUGCCAUGUGCCAGGCUCUCGUUGAGCUGCUGCGUCAGUUGUGCGACAGCAAGGAGACCAUGUCGCUCAAGGUGCUGUGCAGCGAGCUUGCCCAGAAACCUCAGGCUCUCGACGUCUUGCUGCUGUUUGAAAAGCUGCCAAGCAUUCUCGAGCCGCUGUGCGCGCUCCUCGACAACUGGCGGUACGACGAUGACCAAGGGGAGUACCAACCGAUAUACGAAGAGUUUGGUGCCAUCUUGCUGCUGGUGCUCGCCUUCAGCUAUCGGUACGGAUUGACACCGGCGGAUAUUGGCAUCACAUCUCCAGAGUCCUGUGUGGCCCGUAUCUUGACACGAGCCCACAUCAGUCGUCAAGCGGACGAGUUGACCGAGCAGGAAAAGGCACAUAUUGGCGGAUGGGUUCAUGGCCUCUUUGACAGCGAGGCAGGUGGUCUCGGGGAUGAUUUGAUGUCGUCUUGUCCGCCGCAAGAGUUCUACCUGCUGGUUGCGUCCGUCUUCCAGAACAUUGUGGUUGCAUACGCGCACGGCCACCUCAGCGAUGAGAGCUUGAAGAGCGGUAUAGAAUACGUGGUCGACACGUUCCUGCUGCCAUCGCUGGUCCCGGCAAUUCAGUUUCUCUCCGACUACCUAUGGGUGGAGCAAAAGGAGCAAAAGUCCGUCAUCAAGGUACUGCAGCUCAUCCUUCUACCCAGCGCCAUCUCCGGAGAGGCGAGCGCGAUGCUGUCCUCGGUCAGGAUUAUGAUAGCCAAGCCGCUGGAGAACUCGCUCCGUUCGUACCAGAAGCAGGACCCGAAGAACCAGGACAUAGAACCGCUGCUCCGAGCUCUGAAGGACAGCCUACCGCUCUCGAGGCGUAGCGGGAGCGCGGAUCACAACGAGCUGGAGCUGUGGGCUGGGAGCUCGAGCAGCGGCCUCGCCGGGGCAGUCAAGCACACGAUUCAGGGGCUCGUGCAAUGGAGCAUACACCACGGCGUCAGCACGAUGCCGACGUCGUACACGCACAGGCAGCUUGUCGUAGCUUGUCGCAUCGUCGGCACGAAGCGGCUGCUCCGGAACAUGCUGGAAGAGCUUCGGCACCAGUCGGAAGCCGGCAGCGGCCACAUCGUCUACGACGUCGUGGCAGCGUUGAUAUGCGCCCCGGACGUGUCGAACGAGACGCCGGCGGUGACCAGUCUCCUGGAUGUGUCGGGAAAUGUGGCCGUUCCGCAGCAGCGACGGCUGAGCCUUCGAGAGGUGCUGAAGGCCGAGGCCUACGAUUGCCGAAAGCUGCAGAAGAAGGAUGCCGUACUCGCCGAGAUGGUCGUUCGCCUGCACAGGAGAGUCGAGGCUCUAAUGGUGGUGCCCCAACCUCGGGCCAUCCUUCAGACGCAGGACAUGUCGCUCGACCUGAACGGUGGAAGCACGAGCCUCGGAGACGCCAUGGCCGCCGCCGCCGUUCAGGCCGACGCCAUGGCGGUCGACGGUGUCAGCUUAGACAUGGGCCUCGGCGGCGGCACCGGCGGCGGUCUCGACCCGACGGCUGACGGAGAUUUGUUCGGCAGCCUUGAUGCCAGCAUGGACAUGUUCGGCGGCUGGGACGGCGUGGAUUUGGGGAGUACCUAG
Drechmeria coniospora is the source of this 3078-nucleotide messenger RNA. Its product is annotated as Mediator of RNA polymerase II transcription subunit 5. Gene Ontology annotation, biological process: regulation of transcription by RNA polymerase II. Lineage: Eukaryota; Fungi; Ascomycota; Sordariomycetes; Hypocreales; Ophiocordycipitaceae. The transcript has 6 exons. The record is from RefSeq and is a predicted model, not a curated record. Gene Ontology annotation, cellular component: mediator complex. Bases 1 to 3078 code for a protein of 1025 amino acids. Gene Ontology annotation, molecular function: transcription coregulator activity.